Molecule: messenger RNA, 1068 nt
Organism: Pestalotiopsis fici W106-1
Lineage: Eukaryota; Fungi; Ascomycota; Sordariomycetes; Amphisphaeriales; Sporocadaceae
Exons: 2
Coding region: 1-1068 (355 amino acids)
Biological process (GO): replication fork processing; DNA replication checkpoint signaling; replication fork arrest
Cellular component (GO): replication fork protection complex; nucleus
Molecular function (GO): DNA binding
Source: RefSeq, a predicted model, not a curated record
AUGGCGCCCGGAGCAGUUGUCAAUGAUGAUUUGGAGAAUUAUGGAGCCGACGAUUUUGGCUCGGACCCCUUUGCCGAGUCAGGCGAUGACAAUGCCAACAAAGCAGAUUCACAAUCCAAGAAGCGGAAAGACGCCUCGGGUCUAGGAAUUGAUGAAGCAGUUGCAGUGUCGAAGAAGGUUAGAGUGCCGAGGGUCAAACUUGACGACAAGAAACUUCUAUCAGAUAAAGGUAUUCCCAAGUUGAGGAAGAAGGCAGGAGAUCUCAAAUUCAAAGGCAAAGGCCACGAGUUCUCAGAUACAGCGCGUCUGCUUUCGUUUUAUCAGCUGUGGCUAGAUGACCUGUAUCCCAAAGCCAAGUUCCUUGACGCGCUUACCAUGGUUGAGAAGGCUGGCCAUACUCGAUCCAUGCGAUUGGCGCGAAUGGAUUGGAUCAACGAAGGGAAGCCAAGAAGCGCAACGCAAAUUGACGAGAAUGACGAUUCUGAUCUUCGUGGUCUGGAUCAUGGGCGGGAACCUGCCAUAUUCCCUGCCAGAGUCGCCCCCAUCUUUGAGAAGAGCAACAGACCUGCUGAGAGGCCAAAAACACCCUCGCUAGACGACUUAUUUGGGGACGAUGAUCUAUAUGACGCCACGCCAAAAGCCUCGCGGACGAAUAAUGCUAGUGCGGCCACAAAUCAAGGUUUAGGCAGCAAUGCACCCGACGAGGAAGACGAUUUGGAUGCUCUCAUGGCCGAGGAGGAGGCCCAGAGACAAGCACCGACAUCAAUAUUUGGCAAUGGACAGUUACCGUCAAGACGUGCACCACCACCGUCGGCUCCUGAUGAAGACGAUCUCGAUGCCCUCAUGGCCGAAGCAGAGGCGGCUACCAACGAAAGACCCAAGCCGCAACUACCAGCACGUAAUGAUGCUGAGGAGGAUGACGAUCUUGAUGCUUUAAUGGCGGAGGCAGAAGCUCAAGGGUCUAUACCAGGUUCAAAAUCCAGCAAAACCCCCGGUACAGAGAAAUCGUCAAAAGACGCUAAUGCUGAUGAUGAGGAGGCUAUGGCGGAGAUGGACGGUCUAUGGUGA